Molecule: messenger RNA, 4633 nt
Organism: Cololabis saira (Pacific saury)
Lineage: Eukaryota; Metazoa; Chordata; Actinopteri; Beloniformes; Belonidae
Gene: fam110d
Product: family with sequence similarity 110 member D
Exons: 2
Coding region: 832-2190 (452 amino acids)
Source: RefSeq, a predicted model, not a curated record
GGGAAAGCCGUGGAUCCACAGCUCCACAGAGUCCUCCAGAUGUUUUCAGAUUCUGACAGAAGCAAAGGAGGAGAGGAGGGACGAACGGAGGGGUCUCUUUCCACGGCACUCGGGGGGCUAAAAGCGGGAAAGCAGGGUCUGUCCAGGUGAGGUGAGGACGAGGACCCGAUCUGCUUCUCCGCAAUCUGUCCAUCAACUCUGCCAAGUGCUUUGGUGCCGGCCACCCUCAGGUCAACUCAACCAUGACGGGCGCCAAACAAUAAAACUCUUGACCCGGCGUCCCUCUGACGGCCUGCACAAAACAAAUAUUUGAGGCCAUUAUAUCUCAUUUCUGCCAUCACUGAAAAGAGCAGCAGUGGAGGGAAUUGUUUGAAAAAAGACAGAAAGUGGGGGAGGACGAGCCAACCCGGUGAAGCAGCACCCUGCCUGCUAUUUUUGCUGCACUGUGGGCAGGAACAUCUCAUUUAGGAGUGCAGUUGGCCGACAAGCAAGAGGACUUCCCUGUUCCCCACCAGUCUAUUUGAAUGCCUGUAUAAAUACCGGACAGAGAUAUCAAUUUGUCUGGAUUCUUACACCACCCAAACGAAAGGCCUUACGCUAACUAUAGAAAACAUCACAACAAACUUGGACUCUGUGGUCUCCUGAAUUGCUACUUGUCUAUCACCCUUUGAGAAAGAUUUAAGGGCUACGAGAGCAGGAAUGAGAGACGCCUCAGUCGUCUCCUCUUAGAUCCCCGUCCAAAGCCAACAACUGCUCUCCGUGGGAGACCGGAAGCCGUGAGUUAGUUUAGGAACUGCAGUUUGGAUGUCUCCCCCAGCUUGGUGAAGGAACAUGAAACCCCUAACGCCGAUUGGAUCCCCGUCUCCUCUGAGGCUUCUCAACAAGGGUCCGGACUACCUGCGCAGGCAGAUCGACGGAGGAGGUCACGGCCGCUCCAUCAGCGCCGUGGAGAGGCUCGAGGCGGACAAGGCCAAAUAUGUCAAGAGCCAGCAGGUGAUCAACACCAAGCAGGAACCUGUGCUCGUGCCCUGCGCCACCCCGCCUCCGCAGCCACGCCGGGCGAUUUCCGUCCCCGGUAGCCUGACCCCUCACCUCCCUCCGCGCCGCUCGUCCAACACCCCCUUCUCUACAUUCUCCGACUCUUUCAGCUCAAGAGAUAAAAAUGACAAUGACGAUGCCAAAAAGGAGAACAGGAGGACUUCUGUUGAUGUCGAGGCUCAUAACAGGAGCAACGUGAAUAAUGUGAUGCCCCCCAGUCCCAGGACGCCGGGAUUCAGCAGCUUGGUGGCGCCUCACAGCGCUCCCGUGCUCAGGAGGAGUACGGGCAAGCGCAUGCUGAGACCAGACUCCCUGCUCAUCUAUCGGCAGAAGAAGGAGUGUAAAAGCCCCAGCGAUGCUGCGGGAGGGGAGAACAAUAACGUGGAGGUGAAGGGCUACAGCUUUGUCCGCCGCCUCUUUCAGGGUUCGAUGAGAGAAAAGGGUAGUGGAGGCGAGGGCAGAGUCCAGAAGAUGGUGAUCGGUGAGGAAAAAGCGCCGUCGCGCGACGGAGAAUCUCGCAUGUCUUGGACUAAUGACAAAGAUGCCACGGAUGGAGGACCAGGGAGCAGGAGAUCAAGCAAAACCGACCAAGAGCGAAGCCCGGCGUCUCUCCCGAGCCCUGGGUUUAGCUGCAAACUUGAACACACGAGGAACGGGUUUACUACGAGUAGCAGCGAACGAGUGAACGGUGCUAUCAACAAUGGCAACCUUUCAAGUAACCACAGCGAUGAAAAUGACCCUUGGAAGCGCGCCUCCCCGCCAGCUCGCAGGAGGCCGUUCGGGAGCUUGCAGCGCUCCAAGUCGGAGUUGUAUCUUCACUGUUCGGUAGUAUUGUCAGAGCAGAAGCAUUUCUUCGACUUCUGCGGGCUGGGCAUGGACAUGAUAGAGCGCCUCGGCAGGGAGAACUUCCUCUCCGGUGCCAGCUCCAUAGACACGCUGUCGUUGGCGCUCCGCAGCGUGGGGGGGGACGGUUGUGGCGGCUCGGAGCCCAGCGAGUUCUCCCGCCACUCGGGAGACGGACUCUUUGAGGAGGAGCUGGCUGAACAGCUUCCCACCGGGGUGUCAAUCAUCGAGAGGAACGCUCGUGUCAUCAAGUGGCUUUACGGGUGCAAGAACGCCGCUCAGGAAGGACCCAAGGAGUCAACGGUUUAAUUUAAGGACCUCAGUUAAGGAUCUAUUGCGCCGUGGAGUGCUGCAAAUCUGCAAAGUUUUGUUGAUGUCUUUUCUUUUCAUGAAACUGUAAACCAGAACAUAAGCACAUAUGCAUCAAGAAACAGGGAGGCGUUCAGCAACAUCAGCAGGUUUAGUAUCUGCUUGUGCAGAUGCUCGCUUUCUAAUUUUGCUGCUGCCAAGAGUCAAAGGGAUAUUCACACAUUUACCCGAGGCAUUGCUGUACAUUUACAACAUAAAACAGCAUAUUGCUGUGUUUCAUCAGAUGUUACGUUACUGUUAAAUGCCAAUCUCUUGAAUUUAAAUUUAAGCUCACAACUAAGUAAAUAACUGGUAAUUAUCACCAUAAAUCAGUUUUAGUACGAAAACAGACCCCACUCCGUCACUGUGAGUGUGCUGGGUUACUCGAUCUCUGCAGUCACAUACGUCAGUAAAUUUAACUUUGUUUUCCAUUUUUAAGACAGCAAACUUGUGAGACUUGUCUACAAUUUUCAAUAACUUAAAAAAGUUUUUAUACAAUUAAUAUUCUCUAAGCAUUCUCUUUUAGUGACUUUCUUUAGUGUUAAUGUACAUUUCAAUAUUUUACACCGAAGCUGGUUUUGGUUUUCUACUUUUUUAAAUUCACAGCCAAUUAUAAGAUAAAAAAGCACAGAUGUGAAAUAAGCUAAAUUUGUGACCUGUUGCUAAGAGACAGCAAAAUGUUGGCAAACAGUGUAAAUGACAUCAAAUCUGUUAUUCCUCUUAUUCACUGUGAUUCAAAAUACAGUAAUAUGCUGUUGAAUAAAUGACAGUAAAUGCCUUUAAAAAUAACAGUAAACUACUGCUCUCUACUUCCAUUUUUUUUCUUUACUGUAAAGUUCAUCACAUUGUACUCAGUUCUGUGUUUUUGCUUCAUGCAGCCGUGCAGGUCAAAAUAGCUGAGUCUCAUCAUGCAGAGGUGCAGCCUUCAAAAUGUCUUUGUUUUUAUUGUGCAUUUUUAAAUGAGUGUCCUUAAGGUCACUUAAAGGUCAUUUUCCUCCUUUUGAGUCCAGAGACUGCUUUUUCAAAUGAGAGAACAGCAACUCCUAAUAGUUUUAUCAUGUCGAACUGAUGUGAGGCAUUCGUAGAUCCUAUGGACGUGUUGUGUGAGCAGAGGCCGCUCUUACUGGGACAAAGGAGCCGUUUCUCCCAGCAAACUUGUGUGCGUGCAUGUGGAGUGGACAUUAUUCAAGAACCAGAUGAGGAGUUGAUAUGAAAUCAUCUGUGAGGUGUUAGUUAAUCAGACACACUUACAGGUUAGUGUCUGUGACACCGACCCUGCCCUUAAAUGACUAGAAAAAAACCACUCAGCUGUGAUUUUUGUAACCUAGGAAACUGAAAUUGUUGUGUGAGUGUGAAGUGAACCGUGAGUACCUCAUAUGAAUCUGCCCCAGUUUAGUUUGUGUGUUGCUCUAUUUUUAUUUUUUUUUUAUUUUUAUACUCCUUAAACGCAGGCGUUGGAACAAACAUGAGGCGCCCCUGUGGGGUUGUUAAUGCACUGAACUGGACAGGGAGAGGAACUGAAAGAUAGAACUGUAACUUUCCGGAGAUUCAUCUCACAUUAUGUUCAAAACUGAGCGUCUGCACGCCAGACGACGAGGAGCCACGCUCGCUCGGUGACUGUCAUCAUUUUUCUUUCUUUUUUUUUGUUUUUAAACCCUUGGAUAAAGUCAGUGUUUAACGCUUCAAUCACUUGUGACAGUCAUUUAUUUUCAUGCCUGUUCAAAUGUCACUGUAAGCCCAUGAUUCACAAAAAUAAUAAACGUGGGAAAUAAAAGAAAAGACAGUUAAUGUUCCAUCUUGGGAGCACAGUACCGGACUUUGGCAAGCGAUCUUAAAUCUCAAUGUAUUUAUUUCAAGACAAGAAGAAGCAGAAAAACUCACAAAGUAACAUUUACCAAGUGAGUUACCGCUGUUAAAUGUUUUAGGGAGUCACUUUCACCAUCUGGCUGUUUACAGAUGUUUAACAUCCCCAGCUGGCUCAUGGAAACACGCCGGGGAGGCUGACGCAGCCCUCCCCUCACUGAUAACCACAGAUCCUACCUCACUUCAUCAGUUCUCCACUGGUUCUCACUUUAUCUCCAUGAAAGGUCAUUCCCAUAGCUUGCUCUAGAGGUUGCCACUAAAAUGUGCACAAGACUGAGGACGAAGUGAGGAGUGUUACCAAACUCAUGGGCCCAGUACAUUUAUACGUGAUGGAUUAACUUUUUGCAACCUUGAUGUUAUUUUCUGUUUGCCAUCACACUUUUUAACCAAACGUUGACCCAGACGGAUUUCUGUUUUUAUCUCCUUUGGUUGCAUGUUUACAAAGUGGCUCUUUAAUUUCUGAUUUUCCUUUUUUUUCAUGUAUACAAGACCAUUAGUUUCUAUGUCAAAGAGAUUUGUGUAUGACAUACACAGCAAAUAA